This is a messenger RNA of Ostrea edulis (European flat oyster), 5894 nucleotides long. RefSeq names its product PTB domain-containing engulfment adapter protein 1-like. The transcript is spliced from 12 exons. Bases 3732 to 5111 code for a protein of 459 amino acids. The record is from RefSeq and is a predicted model, not a curated record. NCBI's taxonomy places the organism in Eukaryota, Metazoa, Mollusca, Bivalvia, Ostreida, Ostreidae.
UCAAUGUUUUACCAUUGUUUAUGUGGGAAGUUGACAUGAAACGUGUAGGAGAAAUAACAUGCAAUUCUUUGUAGUUUUGAAGUGAGACACUGAAGUGUGCAUUAAUUCAUAUUAUCUUCUAGACUACUUACUCAUAUUAUAGGAGUAAGACUGAAGCAAGGCAGGUGAAAUUGAUCGGAAACAGCUGACAGGUAAGAUCACAAUACUAUUCCUUGAACUGUGACAUGCUGCAUAAAAUGUAGUUUUUGAAAAAUUGGCAAAAUGAUAUAUUAGUCACCAACUAGUGGAACAAAAUCUCAUUUUAUUGAUGUUGAAAUGAAUUCCAUUGAUUAGGAAUAAAUAAGAUUAAUAAUAUAGAUAUAUACUAUAUUAUUUUGCUGAAGUUUAUUUAUGACAUACGUAGUAGUUACCCCAUAGUUUACAAUUAUUCAUUAUAUUUUAUUAUACAUGUAAUAGCUUUCGGGAGCGCGAUCGCCUGUUUACAAUAUAUGGUGCCAUUUUUUGGUCUUUACAUUACACUUUGUACACCAUAUAUUUUUAUGAAAUUACUUUAUAUCACCAAAAAAUGCCACGGUAUGAACAUUAAUUAGUUUUUAAAAAACUUUUUUGAAUGCAUAGAAAUGUUUGGACUUUUGGUUUUAAAAUAUUUUUAUGCCCCCCUUUGAAAAAGGGGGGGGGGGUUAUAAUAAUGUUUUGCAACUGUCGGUCGGUCGGUCUGUAGACCAUGUGUUGUCCGCUCAAUAUCUUUCGACCCCUUUGCUUGAUAACAACCAAACUUGGUACAGAGGUUGCCCCUGGAGAGUAGAUGAUCCUUAUUGAUUUUCAGGUCACAUGGUCAAAGGUCAAGGUCAAACUGCUGGUCUUUACCCCAUGUGGUAGACCAUGUGUUGUCCACUCAAUAACUUUUGACCCCUAUGCAUGAUAACUACUAAACUUGGUACAAGGGUUGCCCUUGGAGAGUAGAUGAUCCCUAUUGACCUUCAGGUCACAUGGUCAAAGGUCAAGGUCAAACCUCUGGUCUUAAGCCCAUGUGUUGUCCGCUCAAUAUCUUUUGACCCCUUUGCUUGAUAAUAGCCAAAAUUGAUACAGAGGCUUUCCUUAGAGAGUAGAUGAUCCCUAUGGAUUUUCAGGUCAUGUGGUCAAAGGUCAAGGUCAAACUGCUGGUCUUAACCCCAUGUGGUAGACCAUGAAUUGUCCGCUCAAUAUCUUGAGAACCAUUCACUUGAUUGUAAUGAUAUUUCAUAUGUGGGUUGGUUAUAAAAAGAAGAGGACCCCUAUUGUUUUUCAGGUCAAAAGGUCAAUCUACUCUGGACAUAGGAAUAUACUGUCUGCUCAAUAUCUUGAGAACCCUUUGCUUGACAGACAUCAGACUUGGUACACUGGUACAUCAUCAGGAGAAGAUGACACCUAUUGAUUUUGAGGUCACAUGGUCAAAGGUCAAGGGUCAAACUGGACAUAGGAAUAUAUUGACCACUGAAUGUCUCAAGAAUCCUUUGCUUGACAGACAUCAAACUUGGUACACUGGUAUAUCUUUAGAAGAAGAUGACCCCUAUUGAAUUUGAGGUCACAUGGUCAAAGGUUAAGGGUCAAACUGGACAUAGGAAUAUACUGUCCCUUCAAUAUCUUGAGAACCCUUUGCUUGACAGACAUCAAACUUGGUACACUGGUACAUCUUCAGGAGUUGAUGACCCCUAUUGAUUUUUAGGGCACAUGGUCAAUCCACUCUUGACAUAACAAGAUACUACUCUCAAUUAAAUGAUAUGUGUGUGUAUAACCUUUUCAAUUUUGCACCAUGGGGAGCAUAUGUGUUUUACAAACCUUUUUUUUUAAAUUUUUACAUUUAUUCAUUUUCUGACUUCUAGUACCGGUACUUGCUUCAAAAAAUUGAAAUUUGAUACAAUUAAAAUUCUAAGAACCCAUAUUUGUGCAUUUUUCUGUUUAAAAAUUUAGCAACAUAUUUAAUUGAUGAUGAUAGUUACUCUUUUAAAAUCCUAUUUAAUAUUCUACAUAUUUUGACUAAAUUGACUAGAAAACAUUUACAUAUAUAUACAAUUGAUUUUUUAAAAAUCGGUGAAACAUAAGCGAAAAAAAAAAAAAUUGUAUGGCACAAAACCAUAAUGUCUAAUUGACUUCACUCUGUUCGCAAAACAAGUUUAUCUCUCGGAUGCGUUUUUAUCAUGUGACUGGGUCUUUUCUAAAAUCUUUAGAAAUGAUACCCGUAUUUCUACUGACACGUAUUUCUCGACUUGUUCGCACGCAUGGAGGAGAAUAUGGAAAUAGAAAGUCUUUGGAAUGAAACCAUUGACGAUAUUAUCUUGUCUCAAGCUUCAAAUGAGAUUGAGUGCGAAUAUUUAUUUGGAGAACUUAGUCUGAGUCAGUUAUCCGUGUUUGAUAUGUGCAAUUUUGAUCUGGAGGAACUUCAUUCAGUGGACAGUGAUGUUGUUUUUUCGAGUUUGUGGGUGGGGUUUGAAGAAAAGUGUGGGUUAUGUACAGAUAACCCACACUUUCAACAAAAGAAAACAUGCCAAACUAUGGUACAAUUCAAAAUACUCAGACUAUUAUAAUGUAUACUGAAUUAUUUCUUUUUAUACCUAUUACGCUGUGCUAUUUGAUGCAAACGUAUUUAAUGCUACAUAUUAUUUCUUUUUGUAUGAAGUCAUUAAUGCAUAUGUAAGAGAUACACUGGGUCCUUGGAAUGAUAAAUACUGGGUGAGGUGACAAGAAAAGCCCAACAUGUAUUUUCAUGGACCCCAUAUAUUUUUCAUAUUAUCCCAGUAAAUAAUUGCUGAGUGAUGAUGCUGGUUUGGAAAUUAGUCUAGCUAACAUGGAGGACAACUCCUGUCAUGCAUCAAUCACAGCAUGUGUAAAUUGUACCACCUUAUUCCAGUGUCAGGUUUACUAGGAGUUCAUUGGAUAUUUACUUUGAAACACGAAAAAAGUCCCAUGUUUAGAUUACAUGGGUGCAUUUCACAAAAGAACUUGCGGUUUACAACCAACUUUUUAUACAUGCAUGUGGAAUUUCCCCAUUUAUUGUAAGAUCAUUCACUGCAAAUACUAAAUAGUAAAAAAAAAUGUUGAAAAUUAAGCCUCAGAAAAGUUUAAAUUCAUUAAUUUAAAGUAAUAAGUGUGUAAUCCAAUUUAAAAGACUUGCGACUUUGUCAUAAGUUGUUUUGUAAAAUGAGUCUAAUGACAUAGUUGGGGUUUGAUGUGAACUAAGAAAACGAUAGGAAAAUGUUCAAGCAAUUUGAAUUAGUGUUUGUAAUUUCUCAAAUUUGUUGAUUGUAGUUUUUGGGGGUGAGAUUUCCCUUGUACCAGCUAGAAAGCUGAGAAUUUAAAAACAUUGUGUGUGCACACUCGAAAAGGCAAUUAUUUUGCAAUGCAGCAAAAAAAAACCAACAAAAAAAAAAACCCACCCACAUAGCACAAAAGGUUUAUACAUAUGUUGUAAUGCUAGUGGAUUUCUUCCUUAAGAUUGUUUUACAGUCAUUUCUUUUAACACCUUUCAGUCAUUAUAAAUAAAAUAUAUUUCAUAAACACAUGUGGCACGAAUUCACCACAUGCUGUACCUUAUACUCCUGGUGACAUAUUAUGUAUUACAAAAGAAGAGAUGGAUGUGAACUUGGUACUUAAAAGCUCUUAGUACAUGUAAGAACAGGGAUAAGCCAAUUAGACAGGCGAUGGAAUACACUGAUACUUGAGACUAUUAUUUUGCCUGGUUUUCUUUUUUUAUCAUGACCUCGGCCCAGACCCUAGUCAUGAUUGGAGUGUCUCAGAAAACCCCUCUAAUUUGUGAGGAGGAACAUUUAGCAGAAAAUCUCAGUAAACAGAACACUGUGCUUAUACCCAGCAAGGAAUUCGGCAAGAGGAAGUUCAUUCAUGUUGGAAGCAGUAGUAGUCUGAAAUCAACAGGGAAACAGAAAUCUUUAGAAGGAGGAGGUAUUGAGGAGGAUAAUACUCCCCAAGUUCUCACCAUGAAGUCAGCUCUAAAACAAUGGGUGCAUCCCCCAGACAAGCUCCUCACGGGACACAUAGUGUACAAUGUCAAGUUCUUGGGUGAAUGUGAGGUAGAAAGUCCAAAAGGCACAGACAUAGUGAAAGACGCCAUCAGGAAACGAAAGUUUAAGAAACAUAUACGUAAAGCAGAGGGCCAGAAAACACCCCGUGUGGAGCUGACAGUGUCAGUGGAUGGAGUCACAGUUCAGGAUCCCAAAACCAAAGCAUGUAUGCAUCAAUAUCCCCUACACAGGAUUUCAUACUGCGCAGAUGACAAAACGGAUAAGCGCAUGUUUACAUUCAUUGCCAAAGCUGCAGACUCAAACAUGCAUUACUGCUAUGUGUUUGACAGUGAAAAGUGUGCAGAAGAAAUCACCUUGACCAUAGGUCAGGCAUUUGACCUUGCUUACAGACGAUUCCUAGAGAACUCUGGUCAAGAUCUAGACACAAAGAAGCAAAACCUAUUCUUACAAAAAAAGGUUCAGGCAUUAGAACAGGAAAAUGCAGCUUUAAAAAGAAGAAUCCAAGAGCUAGAAAAUCUGAAAGGAGUGGAACCAAGUCAGCCGAUGUAUGUGAAUACUCGUAGCAUUGAAAUAGUUGAGGGGUCAGUCACCAAUUCAUCUGACAAUGCUGCACACCCAUCAGGUGUGAAAAUGGACCAUUCCAGUCCACAAGAUGAUAGUUCAACUGAAAAUUUCUUUUUUGAUGGUUUUUCACCUCAACCCUCAGUGGGUCGUAGAUUAGAGAACUUGAUUUUGGAUGACAAACCAGCUCAGGCAAAUGGCACCUCCGCCACCAAUGGAUCCACUCCUGCAACACCUGUGAAAGGCCUCUUGUCUCCGCCUCCUAGAAGUUCAAGAUCACAAUCUCAGCUCUUGUCUGCAAAGUCAGGAUCAGCAAACCCUUUUUCCUCUCCAGGACCAUCUCAAUCAGGUGUUGACCCAUUUGGAAUGACCGCUUUUACCCCCACAGAACCAGGAUCCACCCCAAAGACUAGAACGGAGAGCAGCAGUGAAAGGGAACUUAUGGACAUGCAGGUGGGAUUUAGUGCUGGACUCUCCUUUGGAACAGAAGACUUCUCAUUGGCUGACUUUGACCCAUUGAAUCUGAGUUCAUGAUGGGAUGUGCCAAUCAGAGCAUUGAUGUGAUAUUUCUGCAUUGAUAGAGAAAACAGAUGCAUUAUCUGUCAGUGUACAUGCCUAGUCCUUUGUUAUUCUGAUGGUUUAUAGUGUGAAUUCAGGUUCAAAUAACUGUAUCGUAGUUUAGCUUACCAAAGGUUAACUUCAUUCCAAAAUAAAUUGUCAUUUUGCAAUUACAAUGCCGAAUGGUGUUUCAUGUGAAAGAGAUUUGAACAAUGUCAGUAAUCAUAUAUUUCUUCAUGUGUUUGAUAGUAUUCUUUUCUGUUUACUUGCUGAUUUUUUAUAUGUAUUCAUAGAAAUUUAUUCAGAGUCCAUUAAUGACACAAUGAAUUAUAUGUCGUUUGAAUUGGUAAGAUUCGGAAUACAUAUUGCUACAUAACAUUCAGGUACAUUUUGUGUUGUAUAAUUACUGUUCAUUCCUUUACCUUUUUGUAGAGCUGUACAUUAUAAAUCGACAUGUACUAGAUCGACAAGAUUUAAUGAUGGGUGUACAAAACAGGUUCUACUGUUUUUCAUUGAUUAAGGAUUGAAGAAUUCGUAAUGUGAUGAUGCAAACUGCACACAAAUUAUGCAUAUGGGACCACAAUCAUAUUUGUAUGUUUUUCAGUCAUUGCUAUACAUGUACUUGCAAUAUCAUUCGCUUGUAUAAAUCAUUCAUUUCACAUUAUUGUUGGUAUGGUAUAGUGGAAAUGCAUAAAAUGCAAAUUAUAUAGAUCUAUACAUAUUUCUGUAAGUCGGCCAAAUAAAUUCAUUACAACGAAA